CAAAAGCUGACGGUGCACACAGUACACAUUUCGCUGCUCGAGCGAUUCCUUUAGUAAUUUACAUGCUUUCUUCUUCAAAUUAUUCACGUUGUCGUGUCAAAAUCCCAAGUACGAUUUAUAGGAUCGUCUGUCUCAAAGAUGGUUCAUAGGAGUGGGGUCUUUGCUGGUUAUUUACAUCGACUUUUAAUCUGUGCAAAAUGUUCAAGAAGCCCCAGGGACUUCAAUAAUGUGAUCCGAAGGCUGAUGUCAACAAACUUUCGAGGAGGAGGGGGCGGGGCUGAGCUUGGAGGGGACGGGGUCCCCUUCAGACCAAAGCGAGCUUUGGUUGUCUCUAAACUGUCACGCUAUGCGUUUGAGAGGAAGCGAUACAGUCAGCUUGGAGAAGAUGGUCUCAAGAAAGUGCUUGUUCAGCGAGGAUCUCAAUAUGACAGGCUUGUAGAAAAACAUAACGUACACAUCGACAAUGUCAACAAGAUAGUGGAGAGCUUGCAAUCACAGAACAUCGAGGUGAAGGUUGCACAGAGAUUCGACCAAAGCCUGAAUGAGGAGUCGGUCCGAUGGGCGGAUAUUCUCAUCCCAGCUGGGGGGGAUGGAACCUUCAUCAUGACAGCCAGUAAAGUCACUGAUGAUAAACCGGUGCUAGGAGUUAAUACUUACCCUAGUGGGUCGGCUGGGUAUCUUUGCCUCUCACCAUGGUAUACUGAGAACUUUGAUGAGGCUCUCAAGAAAAUAAUGGAAGGGAAAUUCAGAUGGAAAUGGCGUCAGAGAAUUCGUGCAACUGUAGAGAGUGGAUUGAUCAACGCUGAGCCCAUAGACCUUCACGAAGAGCAGCUGAAGUUACCUGAGCUUCGAGACAAGCAUUGGAUCUUGGAGAAUAGAUUAAGACAUGGAUUGGAGAAGGCUGAAUCAGUGCCUAGAGUGCUUCCUAUCAGAGCAUUGAAUGAGGUCUUCAUUGGGGAGUCACUGUCAUCAACGGUUUCUUAUUAUGAGAUAUCAGUGGAUGAUGGACCCAUGGAGAGACAGAAAAGUUCAGGCAUCACAAUCUGCACAGGCACCGGCUCCACAUCAUGGUCCCUCAACAUUAACAAGCUGUCACAUCAGAGUGUAAGAGAACUACUAGCAAUAUUUAACCAAGAGACGGGGGCCAAUAUCCCAAUCAGUCCUGAGCUCCAGGAGAGAGUUGCCUCUCUCUUCAAUAAUUCACUGGUAUUUGAUGCUAGCGACCCGACCCUCUCCUAUACAGUGCGUGAUCCGGUCAUUAAUGGCAUCUACCAAGCCAUGAUGCCAAGAGGGUUUGCAAAGAAAAUCCGAGUUCGAUCCCGUGGUUGGGAUGCAUGCCUCGUCAUGGACAGUGGGUCAUCAUUCGUCUUCAACGACGGUGCAAUAGCGACAUUAGAGACUAAAGAAGACGAUGCAUUGAGAACAUUUGAACUUCUCGAUUAGCACCAGAUAAACCCAGUUCUCGAUUAGCACCAGAUAAACCCAGUUCUCGAUUAGCACCAGAUAAACCCAGUUCUCGAUUAGCACCAGAUAAACCCAGUUCUCGAUUAGCACCAGAUAAACCCAGUUCUCGAUUAGCACCAGAUAAACCCAGUUCUCGAUUAGCACCAGAUAAACCCAGUUCAUACUUCCUGCGAAUGCGAAUGCGAUUUGAAUUUGUAUGUACGUUCGCAGCAAAUGUAUCGCAGGAGUUAAGCACAAGUCAACUGACGUGAAUUAUUCAUUGCGAAUUUGUGGCGUCAAAACUUGUAUCGCAUUCGCAGGGAGUAUGAACCGGGCUUUAGUAUUUCAUAAAACUAGUUUCUGCUUCAGGAAACUAUGAGAUGAAAGCCGACUAUUUUAGGGGGGAAAAUUCUGACAUUACUCUUGACUUGCAGAAGCUCUGUUAUGUCUUCCAUAGAGGGAGCGAUGUUCGUUUUGUUAUUUGAUUUUAACUUUAGUUCUAUCUCUAACUCCCAAAGUGUUUACUAGAAUCCAUCCCUAACCAACACAUUCCAACAUCUUAUACUACCAUGCGAUGGGAACUGUACCCAAUCAAACAAAAUGAAACAUUCUGCUAAGGGGCAUGAUGCAAAACCUAACAAACUCCAACAGGCCUUUUCUGUUUGAUUUUGUGAAAUCACACAGUACCCAUAAUCCAACAACUAUCUAUACAGCGAGGACUGGAGAAGAGAUAUCUGUUUCAAACAAGCAUCUGGAUCAAUUCAUAGACUAGCCAAGUCUUGAACCAGUCGAUGUUGCGCCUUUUACCGGUGACUGAUCGUCGUCAGACCGGCGUCGUCAAUCAAGACAACAUAACAGAUUGCAUGCAUAUACAAAGGUUUACAAAACUUGUACAAUAAUUCACCUGGCUUUUCCUCCAACAUCUCAAACUGCAACUUCUUUCAUUGUCUUCACUCCAUGGGGUCCUUGGCUAGUGAUUAAGUUCACUUUUGUGAGAGUCCUCGGCGCCACAACCAGAAUAAAUGAAAUGAAAUGAAACCCCUAUGUUCUGAUAGUGAUAUACACCCGAGGGUUGGGGUUAAGAUUAGGCAAACACAUUAGGGGUGUCGGACCACAAGGAUGUUGAAACAAAGGUGUGUAACCCUUUUUUCUCGGAACCAACACUUAUCCCCCAAAAAGAUUUUAACAACACAUUAAUGUUACUCAUAAACUUCACUUUUUACUUCCUGCACUAUGCAAAAUUUCAAAUCUUACUUAGGUUUUUUUUUUUUUUUUUUUUUUUUAAAUCUUAAUGGAACUAUCACAUCAGAAAUCGUUACUUCGUGAUGGCUCUACACCCUCGUUGAAUAUUUUAUCAAAUUUGUUAAUAUAAUGGGUGGAUAAUAACUUUUUUUUGGGGGGGGGGUGGUAAUGAAGCUUAAUUUCCAAGGAAUUGUGGCUUUACAGUCCUGGAGUUUCAUCUUUGAAGAGGGCAAUGCCAUUUUCAUUUUGCAAAGGGCACUUCCAUUGGAAAACCUUAAAGUCAAUGGAAAUUUUUUGAAGGGCACCAAGGCCAAGACCAGGGGGCAACAAAGGCCAUGGCCUGCCUGGCCUGCAUGGAAUUCCAGGCCUGCCUCAAAUUAAAAACCAGGCCAGGAUUGGUCAAUAAGGUCACAGUUUUCUUUAAUUGUUUCUAUAUAACAAUAUUAUCUAAUAAUACAUCGAUCUUGUUUGACAUGAUUUGUUCAAGAAUACUAAUGAGAAUUAAUUUUAAAACCAAUCACUGAAGAAAUUGAUCCAUCGUUGGCUGAGAUGAGUCAGGAAAGUGAAUGGUCAUUGAUAAAGCAACAUUUAAAUAAGUUUCACAAUGCUUUUUGUUUAAUUUAGUCACAAAAUGUGGAGAACGCAUGAUCUUUGUUUCCAAUGGAAAUAAUAAAUCAAAGUAUGCACACUGUCAUUUUUGUAGGGGUCGAAUGUCGAGUCAAAUU
This is a messenger RNA of Asterias rubens (European starfish), 3410 nucleotides long. RefSeq names its product NAD kinase 2, mitochondrial-like. Gene Ontology annotation, biological process: NAD+ metabolic process; NADP+ biosynthetic process. The record is from RefSeq and is a predicted model, not a curated record. Gene Ontology annotation, molecular function: NAD+ kinase activity. Gene Ontology annotation, cellular component: mitochondrion. NCBI's taxonomy places the organism in Eukaryota, Metazoa, Echinodermata, Asteroidea, Forcipulatida, Asteriidae. Bases 139 to 1443 code for a protein of 434 amino acids. The transcript is spliced from 8 exons.